GUAAGUGUUAUGGAUGAUCAAGGUACAGUAACAACAUUACCUGAUGGUACAGAGUUUAUUCCUCGACCUUUAGCAGACCAAGAUAGACAGUCACAUACUUCAGCUUCUAGUUCUUCUAGAAGUCUUACUAUGACGUAUAAUAAACUACCAGAUGCUAAUAUAUCAGAAAGUGUAACCUAUAUAGAUGCUAUCAGUUAUUUCUGUGAUAUGAUGGUAGAAAAAGAACUACAGGCUAUAAGAAGAGGACAAAGUGCUCAACCAGCAACCAAAUCAACUGAAAAACUUGCUCAAAAUAAAAAUACAGUGUUAGUUUUACCACGGAUACCAAGAAAACAAGCUUUAGUAAGACUUGGUGAAACACAUACAUUAUCUAGUAAACAGAGGAAAGAUAAAAAUAAAUACUGUUUACCUAGUGUAUUGACUAGAGGAAGACAUCAAAUACCAGGUGAUAUUACUGGCUUUGUUCCAGCUAUUAAUCUACCAUUAAAAACAGUCUAUAUGAAUCCAUUCCCAAAUCCUUUAGAUGCAUAUGAUGCACGGUUCCAAGAACCAGUUUUAAUAACAUUGAAAUCUGAACAGAAAUUUUUUAUUCAAACUAAUUCUAUAGUGCCUAUUGAAUAUGCUGCCGCACCUAGUAGCUAGUUUCAAUACAGUACUGAGUCAACUUCAUGAUUAUUAUCUAGCUGUGUAUAGAAGGAACUGUGAUAUUUUGUGAUAAGGAAAAUAUAUUUAUUGUAUCUUAAAUGAAUAAAAUGACAACUAUUUU
Molecule: messenger RNA, 766 nt
Organism: Lottia gigantea (owl limpet)
Lineage: Eukaryota; Metazoa; Mollusca; Gastropoda; Lottiidae
Exons: 4
Coding region: 10-642 (210 amino acids)
Source: RefSeq, a predicted model, not a curated record